Molecule: messenger RNA, 630 nt
Organism: Meloidogyne enterolobii
Lineage: Eukaryota; Metazoa; Nematoda; Chromadorea; Rhabditida; Meloidogynidae
Source: the annotation of a GenBank genome assembly
AUGCCAAGUACAGCAAUCCAAAAAUUAUUAUUAACAAUUUCUAUAUUUUUAAUCGUUGCUGGACUUGCAUUAACUAUUGCUGGAUUAGUAUCUCCAGCUUGGCAAGUUGUUGAUAUUCGGGAAUUUAGAGCAGAACAUCAACACGGGCUUUGGUGGGAUUGUAUUAGAGCUGAGAAGCAUGUUGUGGCUGUUGGCGAUUUUUAUGACGAAGCUCCUCUUCACUGCAUGUACAAAUUUGACGAAUCAGCAGCCCUCGUUAUUGAAAAUACUCUUAAUCGAAUUGACGAAGACGGGGCAGCUGGAGAAGCAGAACACCAUCGUUUUUGGGGAUGGCAAAAAGUUGUUUUAACUUUAAUUUUGCUUUCCCAAUUAUCUGCUUUUGUUGCUAUAUGUACAGGUGUUUGUGCACCUUGUUUCCCUCCAUCAACUUUUUGUUUCACAAUUUCACUUUUUAUUGCCAUGUUACUUUCAAUGUUGUCUGAUGGAGUUUUCUUUUUUUCUGCAAAUCGAGUAGAUAUUCGAUUUGUUACUGGUAAAUUAUUAAUUAUCUUUGAAAGAAAGGAAAAAGUUAUUGUUUUAAACGGUGAUAAAAAAGAAAGUUUUUGUCAGAAAAUUUUAUGUAGAGUUUAA